CACACACUGCAGACAUAUUUUUUUCUUGUCUUCUCAUUUUAGUUCUCUUCCCCACAUCCCUCCAUAGCUGCUUCUCAACUAAUAGUAAAAUGAAUGAAUAUAGAGAUGACAAAACAGGGUGCUAUAUACAUCCAAAAGAGGUUGUUAUAGGGGUAUGUGCUCUAUGUUUGAAUCAAAAGCUUUUAGUUUUAGCUUCAAAGCAAUCAAAGUUAAAAGGCAGUGACAGCGUUUAUAGUAGCACAUACAGAAAGCCCUCUGUAUCACUCUCAAAUUUAUUUGCUCUGAGUAGUCUCCUCAAUAGGCUUGAUUUUGGACAGCAUAAAUCCCAGCCUUAUUUCAGUUCCUCUACAAGUCAAGAAGAUUCCUUCAUAUCAAUCAAGUUUGAAAACAAUGGUGUUCCUUCAUGGGAUAAGGAUCCAAUCUCCAAAAUAUCACUUGGCCAGCAAUGUGACAUGUCUUUGAAUCACGACUUGAGCAAGGUCAAGAAGAUCAAGAGUGUAGUCGAACACUCGAAACUGCAUCCGAUGCUGAGGUGGCAAAAGCGGAUUGGACAUCUAUUCCAGCUCAUCAGAUGGAAGAAGUCAAGUAAAGGUCAUGUGAGCAUAAAGUUAAAAGGAGUAAAGAUUAAACAUGGAUGGAUAAGAAGUCUGACAAGAAAGAGGACCAAAGAAUAAAGGGACUUUGUGCAGAAAGAGACCCUUGAGCUUUUCCUCCACUACGUGCACAUUUUACCUGUUGGGCCUGCUUCUAAGUGUGAAUUUAAAGCAAUCAUAUAUAUAUAUAUAUAUAUAUAUUAUGUACAUGCAUUUGAGACGCUUCUUGCUCUAAAAAAGAAGAAAGAUUUAUCGAAAAUUGACAAGUGAGUUGGUCCAACAGCCAUUUUCCUCUCUCUAAAGUAUCUUUUCAAUUCCAUAUAGCUCAUUCUUUUUUGGGGUCUACAUAUGUGUGUAUAUGCAUAAAGAUUUACUUUGUAAAGUGUUUUAGAACAAGAAUGAGUGGACACUUUUUGUCUAAAAAGUGAGCAAUUUGAAGCUCCAAACAUUAGAAAGGUAGUAAAGAACAUUUUAAAAACCAUGUAUUAGGCAAUUCUGCAAAGAAAGAAGACAUAAGCCCAUUUUUGAUGCUCCAAGCAAGGUAACAUUAAAACACAAAGGCCAUAUUAUUCUGCAAAAUCUUGUCAUUUUGUUGCCUUUAGGAAGGGGAAAAUAACCAGCCUUUCUUUCUAGAGCAAUUGAAUUAUUAUCAGUUUAUGGGCUAAUAUAUGUUGAACCACUUUGUCUUAAAAAAUUAUUAGAGACGAGAUGAAUUUAUCUA
Olea europaea var. sylvestris is the source of this 1314-nucleotide messenger RNA. RefSeq lists its product as uncharacterized. The transcript has 2 exons. The record is from RefSeq and is a predicted model, not a curated record. Bases 90 to 674 code for a protein of 194 amino acids. Lineage: Eukaryota; Viridiplantae; Streptophyta; Magnoliopsida; Lamiales; Oleaceae.